AUGGCACUGACACUAACACUGGCCACUUCCGUUCAUCUUCCCAAUUCAACCUCCGUCGCGCGUCCCCGCAUCCUCGCCGCUGAUUCUCGUCACCGAUCGCGGCUUCCGCGGCCUUCAUCGUCAAUCGCUAACUUCCAGCUCAGAUUUCCGUCGACAACGUAUUGCAGCGAGGAGCUUCGCUGCCUCUGCUCAUCGUCUUCCGCUGCAUCUCCUAUGCAAUUCGAAGUCUCCACUCCGAAUUCUCAGGUCUUAUUGUCUGGAGUGAUCAAUUUUGUUUAUUGGGUUACGGAAGGAGUGAUUGCUUGGAAUGUGGAUGUUGGUGAAGGGUCAUGUUACUUGUAUGCGAGCAGAAUCGCUGGUUUAUCAUUCAGCGAGGAUGGAAUUGAUGGUUUUGAUUUAAGAGUCAAGCUUGAAGUUGAGUCUGGAUCACUUCAUACCAAUGUGAUUGAGAAGUUUCCACGUAUUGGGAAUUACAAACCGUUCAAAGUUCCAUCGGAUUUGGAUACCAGGGAUCUUGUCAAAAGCCAAUUAGCUAUUGUUUGCUUCGAUGCCGAAGGACGGCUUAUACAGGGAACUGGGUUGCAACUGCCUGGCGUCUUAGAUGAAUUGUUCUCAUAUGAUGGUCCCCUAGGUGCAACUUUCGCACAAGGAGGAGGUGUCUCUCUUCACCUCUGGGCUCCCACUGCUCAAGAGGUUUCUGUGUGCAUCUACAAAAACCCACUUGACAAGUAUCCGACGGAAAUCUGCCCAUUCGAAGAGGUUAAUGGUGUGUGGAGCACUAACGGACCGAGUAGUUGGGAAGGAUGCUAUUAUGCGUAUAAAGUAUCAGUAAGCACCUUGAAAGUGGAAACUUGCUAUGCCAAUGAUCCUUAUGCACGAGGGCUUUCUGCUGAUGCGAGCAAAACUUAUAUGGUCAAUCUUGAUUCUGAUGAUCUUAAACCUGAAGGAUGGGAAAAAUUGGCAGAUAAGAAGCCAUGCCUAAGAUCCCACUCAGAUAUAUGUAUUUAUGAGCUGCAUGUGAGGGAUUUCAGUGUCUAUGAUGAGACUGUCGAACCUGAACAUCGUGGGGGAUAUCUGGCUUUCACUUUAAAGGAUUCUGCAGGUGUGAAACAUCUUCAAAAGUUAGCGGAUGCAGACACCAGUGUGCUGGAAGGAUUACCACCUGAUUCAGCUGAGGCACAAGCUCGUAUUACAGAAAUCCAGAAUGAUGAUGGCUUUAACUGGGGGUAUAAUCCUGUGCUCUGGGGAGUCCCAAAAGGAAGCUACGCUAGUGAUCCGACUGGUCCAUGCCGUAUUAUUGAAUUUAGAAAAAUGGUUCAGGGUCUUAACAGUAUCGGUCUUAAUGUGGUCUUAGAUGUUGUUUACAACCACUUGCAUGCAAAUGGACCACACAACAAAGACUCUGUUCUUGACAAGAUAGUUCCAGGUUACUAUUUGAGAAGGAACAAUGACGGUUUUAUUGAAAACAGUACCUGCGUAAACAACACUGCCAGCGAGCAUUAUAUGGUCGAUCGUCUGAUACGGGAUGAUCUAUUAAAUUGGGUUGUUAAUUACAAGGUUGAUGGAUUCCGUUUUGAUCUCAUGGGUCAUAUAAUGAAAGCUACAAUGGUAAAAGCAAAAUCUGCAAUUGGUAACCUGAGAAAGGAAACAGAUGGAGUUGAUGGUUCAAGAAUUUAUUUAUAUGGUGAAGGAUGGAACUUUGGGGAAGUUGCUAACAACGGACGUGGAGUUAAUGCUUCACAGUUCAACUUAACCGGGACUGGAAUUGGAAGUUUUAAUGACCGUAUACGAGAUGCAACUCUUGGUGGAUCUCCAUUUGGUCAUCCUCUUCAACAAGGAUUCAUUACAGGUUUAUUGCUACAGCCUAACGGUCAUGGGCAAGGUUCAGAAGAUACCCAGCAGCUGAUGCUUUCUACUGCCAAAGAUCACAUCCAGAUUGGAUGGCUGCAAAUUUGA
Molecule: messenger RNA, 1956 nt
Organism: Eruca vesicaria subsp. sativa (arugula)
Lineage: Eukaryota; Viridiplantae; Streptophyta; Magnoliopsida; Brassicales; Brassicaceae
Source: the annotation of a GenBank genome assembly